GGCAGUGUCCACCUCUAACGCCUCCACCUUUUCUCCUUAAAUUUGUGUAACAAGUUAACACCUGCUUAAACCCAUCAGCUAUGAUUAAAUGCAGUGCAAUAAAAACCACUUCUUGGAUGUCUGAGGGAGCAACACGGCAUCCAGAAACAGGCUCGGUGGCAUUCUCCCGUCACGCUUGCAGCAAAAAUCAUCUGUCGCAGACACUCAAAGCAGAGCCACCUGUUACGCCCUAAGACGUUUUUUUUUUUUUUUUUUUAAUCAUGGAAAUGUUUUGCUUAUUUUGUUUCCCGGAUUUCAACUGACUAUCAUCGUUGCUGCUCUCCUGCCAAUCCAUCUUACUGACAGGGUGUGGGAGUGCAAUGACACUUGUGUUGCUGCCUGUAUGAAAGCAGAUCAGUAAUCCUGGAUCAGAGAGUACAAAGGGACCCCAGAGCGUUGGUGAUGCAAGCACUGUGUCCAGUGUCCAGCGCUUACCCCACAUGCUGCCUGGGAGGGGCCGAGGUGGGACAGGGAGGAACGUCCCUGCCGUGACUGACCCUGAAGACAAGCGAACGCUGAUACCGGCAGGCCAACCGGCAGCCUGUCUGCUCUGUCUCGGGGGCCUGCUGCCGAUGACCUGGGACACAGUGGGAAGUGCUCUCCAGCUCGCUGUGGAGGAAUGCAGCUAAGCUGUGAGGAGUGGUGGACUGUGUGACCGGGCAAACAGAGUGACUUACAUAUACUGUGCUUCAUUCAGGGAAGGCCACGUUGCUGCAGAUGUCCAUGGACUCGCUGCAGGACUCCAGUCACACAAUGUGGGGCCUGAAUGCUCGCUUGAAGAGCUUCUUGGAGCAGGUGAACCGGCUGCAGGAAGCCAACCAGCGGCUGGAGGCUCAGAUAGCCAGCUGGGGGGUCAGGAACACCUCGCGUUCCCAGGACUGGUCCAAACAGGAACAGACCGUCAAGGAGCUCCGUGCCCAGGUCGGUAAACUACUGAUGGAGAAUGCUCAGCUGGCUUUAGAGUCUGACAGCAUGAAGUCCAGAGCGGCUGCCAUCCAGGCCAGGUGCGAGACAGAAGAGAGGAACACCAGGCGUCUGGAGGAAGAGGUGGCUCUGCUCAGGGAGACCAAGAGGACGGCAGAUCACAGCAGCAUGAUACUGCAUGCAGAGGUUCAACGCUCCAUGACAGAGCUGCAGGAGAUGCACCGGGAAUUUGAGGCAGCCCGGGCUCUGCAGCUGCAGCGGGCCAGCUCCUGUGAUGCUCUGUUAGCGACGGCCACGGCAGCAGCAGCAGCAGGAGGAGGGGAGGAGGAGGAUGGCACAGGGAUGGAGCUCACCCAGCUCCUCGACCGAAUCAAAGCGCAGUGCGAACAGAGCAGACUCCCCAGCCCAGGGGAGAGACACCUCGGCCUGGGCGCCAUCUCAAAUCCAGCCCCCGGCUUGGUCGGGCCUCCUCGUGCUGGAGCUGGAGCAGCAGCAGCAUCCAGAACACACAGAGGUGCCCUCAGCGAGGAGGAGGCAGCGUGGGCGCAGGUGAGCCUCGGCGGCGCCGCCCUGAGGGAGGCACGGGCCGAGCUAGCCGAGGCCAGGAAGCAGUGGCACUCGCUGCAAGUGGAGAUUGAGACCCUACAUGCUUUGGAGAAAGGCCUGGAAACCUCCCUCCAGCACACCCAGAGGCUGUACUCCAGCCAGCUGCAGGAUCUUUCCCAGGUGAUCGCUGGGCUGGAGAGCGAGCUCGAGCAGGUGAGGAGCGGAUUGGCCACCCAGCGUCAGCGCCACAAUCAGCUUCUCAACACUAAGAUGAGGCUGGAGAGAGAGAUUACUACUUACCGCCGUCUGCUGGAGCGCGAAGAGGGAAGAUACAUGGGUCGUACUGCACAGCCAAUGGUUCUGCGGCCAUGGAGGUCUUCAGUCGUGGAGCCAAAGGAGAAUGGACUUGAAAAUGGCUUCAGUGACCUCGCCGUUACUCCAGACGAACCCAAGUCAGAGCCCCUCCCUGACAUACCUUCACUCCUCCCAACAGAAAAUGGGCUGAAGAAAAGCAUACUGUACAGACAGCGAAGCCUGGUGAUACUCACAGAGCCGGAACUAGAUAAGGACUUGCCAAUCUCCACUGUGAAGACUCAGGAGAUUCUUCAAGGCAAUGUGGUGCAAGAAAGCGCGGAGGGUCACGGCACCAUUGAGACAGAGAAGAUUGAUAAGGUGAUAAAGCAGUGGGAGGGCUCCUUCUUCAGGGGGAAUCCCAAGCUGAGGAAGAAGUCCGUGUCGCUGCGCUUCGACCUGCACAUGGCCGCGGCGGACGAGGGGUGCGCCCAAACUAAACAGGACAGCCUCCCCGACGUGGAGGUGCGUCUCAUCAUGAAGAGAUCCCGCAGCAUCCCGACCAUCACGCAGUAACUCGGUCACCGUUGGGCCCGAGCUGACACCGGUUUGCGGUAACAGAAAUAACAUUUGUGCCGCGACGGUGGGCAUGUUACCACCCGUCACCAUCGUGCUUAAUCUGAAUUUUAGCUGAUGAGUUCCCAUCAGAUCUCAUCUCUGACAGGAUGAUCAUUAACCAUCAGGCUUUUGUGGUGACCAUUUUUAUAGUGUCAGAAAGACUUACAGUCAUUACUUCACAGAGGAUAAGUAUUUCAUAUGUAAAACAUAUUUCUGCGUCAUCAUUUUAGAUGAAGAAAAGCUGUCUUUGAACACUUUGUUUCAGUUAGGUUUCACUGGAUUAAAGACAUCAUAACAAUGACUUUGCUUAACUACAGCAUUUAACCCUGAUUAGCACCUGGUACAGAAAGCUGAGAGCACAGGUAGACUUGGAUGAAUGGAGACACAGCACUAAGAGCUGCUGUGAACUACCUAAGAGUGGAUUUUCAUGUUUUGGUAGAUUUCCUGUGAGGGGCUGUAUGAAAAUUACAAAGUUUUGUUUUUUAUUUGUUUUUUUGUAGAAAUGCCAUAUAAAAUUUGUCAAUGUCGCAUAAUCGUUCCACUCCAGUCUGCAUCUCAGUAGAGAGCAGAGCAAAACAUGUGUAAAAACAUCAAUAAAUAGAUCAGAAUUGGAAAAUUGAUGGAAGAAUUUGGGAAAUUUUCCAUUUUCCCUUUUGAUAUGUGCAUCAGUGGCCACGUGAAAGUUAUUUUCCCAUCAGAUCAUUAACAUUUAAUUUAGAAGACAGUGUUAGUCUUUAAUCCUUCCACCGUGAGGUUUCUGUACUGGGAGAAAAAACUUACACACUGACCAAAGAAGCCGCCUGAUAUUAUUCUGACUGAAAUAAAAAUGCAAUCAAAGUUUAAUUUAAAUAGCACCUUUAUAAAUAGAGUUUACAAAGUGCAAAAGAAAAAAUCUGAGAAGGAAAACUUCUACUGAAAGUCACAUGAUGGACGAAAGAAUUACUGUGAUAGCUUUCAAAUGUUUCUCCUGCAUUAGGUACCAGUUAGUUUAACCUUAGCCUGGAAGAAAACUGUGGCCUAAUCAGAUUUUUAGGAGGGCCAUCUGAGAGCUAAAACCUACGUCUAUUAACCAGCCGAUAUUCGUUAACACUGGAUGGUUAGUAGAUGGACAUCCAGUCCCAUCAGGUAACCUUUAACCGUGCAGCACACUUGAAAAAAACAGAAGUUGACCCAAAGGUGUGAAGACCAAAAUGAAAAGCCCAGUUCUUUAUGGGCAGUCCCGAAGUGCUUUUCAGUUAUUCUGUGUAUAAAAAUGGAUGCGUUAGUGGCAGUACUGAGCAGGAAGUGCAGGUGAUCAGGUGAGAAGUCAAAAGGUAGCGAAUAAAACAGUGACAGGAAAAAUAUAAAAAGAAUAAAAAACCCACAAAUCAAAAUUAAUAACAAAUAUUAAUGAUGAAUUUAAAAAAUGAGUUUAAAAAAUAAUAAGAGAUCAUCAAAUAGAACCGAUUUAACAAUUGUUGGACAUAUCAGACGGGUCCAGACUCUGUGGGGCAAAAACAGAAAGACCAGGUCACCUUUGGGUUUCAGGUGAGAGGAGUCUGUAGUGAGGAUGACCUCUGAGGUGAAAGAGAAACAGAACAGAUGGAAACAGAAUGUUUGGGAUUCCAGCUCUGAGACGGGGUGGUUAUAAAAGCUUGUUUGCAAAUAGACAAAUGUGCCAUGAUUCAGGAGGUCAUCCAUCCAGUUUUCUAGCCACUGGAGCCAGUCCCCGCUGAAAGGCGGAGUCCUGCACAGAUCACAGAUUAAUUUUUAAAAAUGAAUUAAAAAAUGUAAAAAAAAAAAAAAACGUUGAUGGAAAAAUCAUUCUAACUAAUCUAAUAGUUCUAUAUACAUUUUUAAAUUACAUCCUUUAUUUAUCCCAAUAAAAGACAGUAACAUCUCUUUUUCAAAACAGCAGCAGAUACUUUAACAAUUUUAAACAUUUUAAACUGUCACACAGUUCAAACAAGUUCACGCAACUACAGAUCAUGCGCAAUAGCAGGUCAAAUUUCAUUGCAACUUACUUCAGUUUCCACAUUAUAACCAUCUCUGAUGAUUUCAGGUACAUAUAACAUCAAAUAUGUAGAUGAGUGUCUUAAACUUUGCUUUUAAAGUAAAGCCUUGCUCUGUGUCUGCUAAUUUUCAUACAGUCCCUUCCUGCUUUGCACUGCAGACACUCACAGCACUGAAAGAAAUCCAGAGUUUGUUUUACUCUGAGGUCUUUUGUCAUUGCGGUUAAUCCUCUGUGUGGGGAUUUUUAAAAAAUACAAUAAUAUAUAUUGCUACUGAAGCUGAUGACAUGGUGUUAUUGUAUGAUAUUCACUGUGUCCUAAACAGCAGUGAGAAUUUAGAUUUCCCGUCUUAACAGAGGAGGGCAGUGUUUGUAAAUAGUUACCACUGCAGUGUGUUCUCAGUGCUCCACUCGGUCCUGUAACACAUGCCCUGUUGCACCUUAGACUCAAGUUUUUAUGCUAUCUUUUGAGUUGGCACCAAAGAUAAAUAUAUAUAUAUAUAUAAAAGAAGCGGACCGCUGAGCUUUGCAUUUGGGUCCCUUAAAAUACGUUGAGAAUAUUUAAAAAAAAAUUACCUAUGCAGUUCUGUACUUGGUUUUGCUUUGCUUCAGGAAGCACACUCUUCAUUUUGAGAGCUCUGUAACUUCAGAAUGAAGCAUUAUGCUUUUAUCUAAAGAUUUAUCAUUUCAAAUAAAACAG
Molecule: messenger RNA, 5108 nt
Organism: Pelmatolapia mariae (spotted tilapia)
Lineage: Eukaryota; Metazoa; Chordata; Actinopteri; Cichliformes; Cichlidae
Gene: krt222
Product: keratin 222
Exons: 11
Coding region: 757-2376 (539 amino acids)
Source: RefSeq, a predicted model, not a curated record